Molecule: messenger RNA, 153 nt
Organism: Plasmodium berghei ANKA
Lineage: Eukaryota; Apicomplexa; Aconoidasida; Haemosporida; Plasmodiidae
Source: the annotation of a RefSeq genome assembly
AUGAAUAAAAAGUAUAUGAAAAAUUUAAAUUAUUAUUUAAAUAGAUAUAAAAAAAUUUUAAAAUAUAAUAAAAAUAGAAUUAAAUUAAAAUAUAUUUUAUAUAAAAAAUAUAUUUUAAUUAUAAAAAAAUUUAGAUAUUUAAAUAUUAUAUAA